This is a messenger RNA of Neocloeon triangulifer, 2412 nucleotides long. It is a transcript of the gene G6P, whose product is annotated as glucose-6-phosphatase 2. Gene Ontology annotation, biological process: glucose 6-phosphate metabolic process; gluconeogenesis. NCBI's taxonomy places the organism in Eukaryota, Metazoa, Arthropoda, Insecta, Ephemeroptera, Baetidae. The transcript has 6 exons. Bases 139 to 1254 code for a protein of 371 amino acids. Gene Ontology annotation, molecular function: glucose-6-phosphatase activity. The record is from RefSeq and is a predicted model, not a curated record. Gene Ontology annotation, cellular component: membrane.
UGUUUUUUGUCGCAGAGAACUAACGCAAAGGCAGGCAAAACAUUAAGCGAAAUUGAACUUCUCAAAAUGCACCCCUCUAAUUAACCGCACCGUUUUCACUUGAACCAACCUUCACUGACAGCAGCCCAGCGUCGGAAAAUGUACACGGCCAUGGACUACUUUGCAGACCUCUACCAUUCAGCCCUCGAGGCCGAGGUCCACUGGAUUCAUCAUUUGCAGAAGAGUUUUCCCAACGGAGACCACUUCUUUCAGUCCAUCACGGAGACGGCCAACCCUUACUACGCCUUCUCCAUCUUCUUCCCCGUCUUUUCCGUUCUUAGUCCUCACCUGGCUGCCAAGAUCCUGAUGACAGCAACCUUGUCUGAGUGGAUAAACGCCCUUUUAAAAUGGUUGCUGAUGGGCCACCGUCCAUUCUGGUGGGUCCGAGAGAUCCUCGAAGAGAACCAACCACUGAGCACUCCGAAAUUGCGCCAGACGCCUUUGACCUGCGAAACAGGGCCUGGAAAUCCGUCCGGCCACGUCAUGUCUUACGCCUCCAUCUGCCUGCUGCUGGUUUUUGCAAUUAACGAAUUCACCGAGAGGAAAUUGUCGGAGUCACUUCACCAAAUGAUCAAAGUGGCCUUGUGGGCUUUCUAUGCCGUGUCCCUGGUGAUGGUCAGCUUGUCCCGAUUGUACGUCGCUGCUCAUUUUCCUCACCAGUGUCUCAUCGGAGCUAUAAUAGGAGUCUAUGUUGGAUACCAAGUGGAAAUUCUGUCUCCGUGGUGGCUCAAUGACUGUUCGAGACGCAAAAUGCUGAAAGGAGCUGUUCUGAUGAUAGUCCUGGCGUUUGCUGCCUAUUGGCUGCAGCGCCUUCUCGGGGUCAAUCCUCAGUGGUCGGUCAAACUGGCCUUCAAGUGGUGCAACUCUCCCGAUCAUGUUCACGUCGCGACAACGCCAAUUUUUGCCCUCACCCGUGACUGCGGCACGGCUCUCGGCCUUGCCCUCUCAAUUCCAGCCAUUCCUGCUCCACGAAAACCCUGCUCGAAGUCGGACUUGGUGACCUCGUUCGUCCUGCGCGUCUCGUCCGUGCUGGCCGUUCUGUGGGUCUGUCACGUCGCCAAACAGUCCAUCCCGACCAAGCACACAUACAUGUACUUCUUGUGCUUCUUGUUGCUCAACGCAUGCAUCCCAGUAAUGCUGCUAGUCACUGUUCCAUCCAUUUGCAGUGCUGUCAUGAAGACCCUUUUCGGAACGCCCAAAAACAAAAAGGAGUAAUUUUUUUUUUAACUCCCAAUUGAAAUUUCUCUCUUCCAAUUCCAUUAUUUGCCUUAACUCAUGACGCUCUGCAAUUCAUUUUGAUCUGCCUCUUUCUCUCUCUCUUCUAAUGUCGUCCCAUUCCAAAGUUACAUAAUUUGAACUUUUCAAAACAACUUCUCUCAUUUAUGAUUGAGCUAGCUAAAAUGCUGCUGCGCCCUCAUUCACCUUGUACCACUUUGUGCUUUGUAGAAAGAGACUAAAAGUGUGGCAAUGUUCAUCGUUCUUAUAAAUGCCUUGUAAAUCUAGUCAGGUAGUAAUUAGCACUGGCACUUGAGUUCUUCAUUAUUUGCUGUCGCUCACUCAUUACCUGCAAUGCCUUUUGAAAAUUCAUUCAAUCAAGUUGUGAUACCAAAGUAAACAAACGCCUUAAUUGCACUAAUUUUAUUUAAAAAUCACAGUGCUUGGAACACAAGUUCAAAGUAAAAUUCAAAUACAAUUUUGCUGUAUUGCGAGAAAAAUGCUUCUUGUACCUUGAUAUUAUCGUAACGUCUUUAUCGACUUGCCAUAUCAAAUACCGAGUCCUCCUUUAUCAAAUGGGUUUUAUUAAAUUUACUUUGUGCAUUUGAAAAUCCGUUCGGCAAAUGCUAGAAAAAUACAAUGUUAUUCGACAAUACAAAUAUGGAUUUACAAUUUUCCAAUUGCAGCUUAGCUUUUUAUCAGAUUGAUUCAAAAUGUGUUUAGCUUUCUGCUAAAUAUUGUUGAUGUGCUUUAUUAUGGUUGCAUUGAUGUGCACAAAUAAGCGUUGCCUAUAAGUGAUAAUAUACAAAAAACGGUAAUAACUACAAUUACAUAAACUGAAACUGCACCAAAUAUGUGGAAAACUGCUGUGAAUGUCCACUAUAAAUUUUAAAAAUGACAUUUUUUUUAGAUUUUGUAAGAUUCAAGUCAUUCAUAAAAAAAUUGUGCUAUUUAUCAAUAUAAAUUGUUAUUUUUAGCUUUCCAGUUCAAAAAUUUGUUAAAUACUCAUUAAAACCAUUUUCCUGUGCUGUGCACAAAUAUUUCCAAAUGAUUCUUGUUAAGUUUGAUGUUUGAAUGUCAUUAAAAAAUCUGAAUUGUAUGCUUUCAUAUUGACACGCAAUGUUAACUAUAAAAGCAUUGAUUGUAUAUGUGUGAAGU